Messenger RNA from Thlaspi arvense, 1093 nucleotides. The record is from the annotation of a GenBank genome assembly. NCBI's taxonomy places the organism in Eukaryota, Viridiplantae, Streptophyta, Magnoliopsida, Brassicales, Brassicaceae.
GUUUGGAAUACCACAAACAGAAAAUAAAGAAAGAAAGAAAUAAGAAGACAGUAUGUGAUGUACGUAGAAUCAGUUUUAGAUUCUUGUACAUCACUAGACAAGAAAAAGAUUGUGGUGAUGAGUUCACCGAUCCGGGUUAAUGCAACUCCCGAAACACUAUAAAUAUAAGUUACAAUUAGUAGAGGGUCCAUAAGAUACUAAAAACAAAAACAAUUAAAGCAGAAACCACUUGGUUGUUUUAAAAUCGAAGAUGUCAGGUCCAAGAGAUCCUCUUGUAGUUGGGAGAGUUGUUAGUGACGUUCUUGAACCUUUCACGAGAUCGAUCUCUCUAAGGGUUACCUAUGGCCAGAGAGAGGUGACUAAUGGGUUGGAUCUAAGGCCUUCGCAAGUUGUCAACAAGCCAAGGGUUGAGAUUGGUGGAGAAGACCUCAGGAAUUUCUACACUUUGGUUAUGGUGGAUCCGGAUGUUCCAAGUCCUAGCAACCCUCACCUUCGAGAAUAUCUCCAUUGGUUGGUGACUGAUAUCCCUGCGACAACUGGAACAAACUUUGGCAAUGAGAUUGUGUGUUACGAGAGUCCAAGGCCCACCUCAGGGAUCCAUCGUAUCGUGAUGGUAUUGUUCCGACAGCUCGGGAGGCAAACAGUGUAUGAACCAGGGUGGCGCCAAAACUUCAACACUCGUGAGUUUGCUGCGAUAUACAAUCUUGGCCUCCCCGUGGCUGCGGUUUUCUUCAAUUGUCAGCGGGAGAGUGGCUGCGGAGGACGAAGAAGUUAGAUGGCUUCUUCCUUUGAUCCAUUGAUAUUGAAAACUCUUAACGAGAUUUAUGCAUCUAUAUAUAGUAUUAUAAUAACCAUUUUAUGAUACGAGUAACGAACGGUGAUCGAUGGUGACUAUAGUAGUAUAAUAUGUGUGUAAUAAAUGAGAGGGGGAGAUAAAAAUGAGAGUGCCUUUUUACUUAUAGUGUGUGUGAUGCAGUAUUAUAUAUUUAUUCUACAUGAAAUAAAGUGUUAUAUUGCUACGUUACGUAUAUUUAAUUUAUUUUUGAUGCAAUGGUAUCUUCUUAACAUUCGGAAAAAGGAGUAAAACACGCAG